AGUGUCGAUUAUUGAAAGCUGUGCACAUCAUGAACGACAGCCAUAUACUGGGCAAACGCGACAGUUCAGCAAAUGCGAUUCAUAAAAAAGCGUCAUUCGUCAAAAACAAUUCGGUAUUCGGUGUAAUAGACACACACAUACAUUGUUUUUGCCAUACGAAAAGUAAAUUUCAACAACACGCGAUAUCUGACUAUUAUUAUUGUGCAAAACAAAGCUGGAAUUGCGAAAAAGUUUAAAUUGUAUUUUUUUCAAUUGGUUUUUGGAUUUGUGAACCGGAUUUUAAUGUGAAAUUUAUUAAGAUUUAAGUAAAAUGACCGCUACAGAAAGUACAAAUGUUCAGAUUAUUGCUGGAGCAACAGAGGGUGAUAUCCAAAUUGGCCAAACGUAUACCGUACGUCGACCGGAUGGUACACUCCACGAAGCAACCAUCAUACAAACACGCGAAACCGAAGACAAAAUACACGAAUACUAUGUUCAUUACUCUGGUUUAAAUCGACGCUUGGAUCAGUGGGUUACAGUGGAUCAAAUUUUGUCGACAAACACAAUCGAUGACGAUGACAACACAUCGGGUGAUAGCAAAAGUUUGAACAACGCAACACCGGCAAUAAUCGAUCCGAUAAAAACUAACGUGCUCAAAUCAUUGAAUAAUACGUCAAUUUUGAAUGAUUCAUCGACGGUGGUCGACAGUUCCGAGCGAAAAAUCACACGAAACCAAAAAAGGCGUCACGAUGAAAUCAAUCACGUUCAAAAGCCAUAUUCCGAAAUGGACCCAACGACGGCUGCACUGGAAAAAGAGCACGAAAGCAUUACCAAAGUUAAAUUCAUCGAUACAUUGCGCAUAGGAAAAUUCGAAAUUGACACAUGGUAUUUUUCACCGUACCCCGACGAAUAUGGAAAAGUUAAAACAUUGUAUGUGUGCGAAUAUUGUCUGAAAUAUAUGAAAUAUGAAAGCACAUACCGACGUCACUGCAGGGAGUGUAUGGUUCGAUCGCCGCCUGGCAACGAGAUCUAUCGAAAGGGAGUAAUAUCAGUAUUUGAAAUUGAUGGUCGCGAUCAAACCAUCUACUGUCAGACACUUUGCCUAAUGGCAAAACUUUUUUUGGACCAUAAAACGUUAUACUUUGACGUUGAACCAUUUUAUUUUUAUGUUUUGUGUGAAAUUGACCGCAAUGGCUACCAUAUCGUUGGGUAUUUUUCCAAAGAGAAGGAAUCGCCCGAUGGAAAUAAUGUUGCCUGCAUUUUAAUUCUACCACCGUAUCAGCGAAAAGGUUACGGUAAAUUCCUAAUUGGAUUCAGUUAUGAGCUAUCAAAGCGUGAAGGUGUAUUGGGCAGCCCCGAAAAGCCACUAUCCGAUCUGGGACGAUUGAGCUAUCGCAGCUACUGGGCAUACACAUUGCUGGACAUAAUGAAGGACAGUCGAACAGCAUCGCCAUCAAUACGUGAGCUCAGCGAAAUCAGUGGCAUCACUCAGGAAGAUAUCAUCACAACGUUGCAAAGUAUGAAAAUGGUGAAAUACUGGAAGGGACAACAUGUCGUGUGUAUGUCACAAAAAACGGUCAACGAACAUUUGCUAUUGCCACAAUUCCGUCAACCAAGACUAACCGUUGAUCCGACAUGCUUGCGAUGGGAUCCACCGAGAAAAUUUUUACCAGCCAAAAAUAAUCGAAAAAGUUUCUCACUUAAGCUCAAUGGAAACGAUACAACUGUGUAAACAUCCGAAUAAAAAAAAAAAACAGAAACAGUUUAGGAAAAUUAAGGGAGUCUCUUGCGAAAAUUGGAAUCAUUUUGUUGGUUUGUUUGAGUGAGAAACAAUUUUAAUACCACGGUAAAAAUUGUAUACAAACUUAUUCAAUAAAAAGAAAUCUAUUGAUGCAAAA
Sitodiplosis mosellana (orange wheat blossom midge) is the source of this 1877-nucleotide messenger RNA. Its product is annotated as histone acetyltransferase KAT8-like. Gene Ontology annotation, molecular function: histone acetyltransferase activity. The record is from RefSeq and is a predicted model, not a curated record. The transcript has 3 exons. The coding region runs from base 311 to 1711 and encodes 466 amino acids. NCBI's taxonomy places the organism in Eukaryota, Metazoa, Arthropoda, Insecta, Diptera, Cecidomyiidae. Gene Ontology annotation, biological process: regulation of DNA-templated transcription.